UUGAUAGCCACUAGUCGAUCGUCAGCGUCCGAGGCGGCAGCUACAAAAGCCAGAACAAAACAAGCAAGGAAAUAUCAGCAAAUUCGCAAAAUGCUGCGUCUCCACGGAUCUGGGAUGCUGAUGCACUUCCUGCUGGCACUGAUUGUUGGCCAACUGCAGCUGCUGGCCUUCGCCCAGCGAUGGGAAAAGACAAGAACUCACUUUGGGAACUGCCACACGGCGGACUAUGGCCGCGGCACAUGCGUCGAUCCGGGCAACUGUGACUUCUACGACGUGGACAAACUGGACGCAUCCAGCAAGCGGCAGUGCUACUCACGGCAGAGGCCAGACCUGGUCUGCUGUCCGCGAGAGAGCAACAUCAUACCCGUGCUGGGGGUGCGCAUCACCGACAGGGGAACCAACACCACAACCACGGAACGACCUUUGCUGCGACUGGUGGCAGCGACCAACCAGAAUGGCACGCCGCAAGCCCGACCUCAGCCCCGACCACCCACCAGCCCGGACCAGCUGCCCGAGCAUCCGUACUGCGGCACGGCAUUCGCGUCGCGUGUGUUCGGCGGCACCGUGGCGGGCAUCCUCGAGUUCCCCUGGACCACGCUGCUGGAGUACUCCGAGGAGGGCGGCAACAAGAGCCAUGUCUGUGGGGCUGCCUUCAUUGCCCAGCGCUGGCUGGUGACGGCCGCCCACUGCACUCACGUGUACUUCAUGGGACCCGGGCGGCGGCUGACGGGCGCGCGGCUGGGCGAAUGGAACAAGGCCACCGAUCCCGACUGCAUAACCAACUUGAACGGCAGGCGGGAGUGCGUGCCGCAGCAUAUUCGGGUGGACAUCGAUCGCAUCCUGCCGCACGAGCAGUUCAACGUCAGGAAUCUGAGCAACGACAUUGCCCUGCUGCGGCUGGCACGGCCCGUCAAUUGGUUGCAGAUGCAGCACGUGGAGCCCGUCUGCCUGCCGCCGGCACGCGGUGCAGAGGCCAACCAGCUGGUGGGCUCCGCCGUCGAUGUCUCCGGCUGGGGGCGAACGGAGAACAGCGAGUCGAGCAACUUCAAGCGCAAGGCCAUGCUGAUGGUUCAGCCCCUCGACCAGUGCCAGGCGGCCUUCCAAAAGGACGGCCAUGUGCUGAGCGAUAGCCAGCUGUGUGCCAGCGGCGGCAUUGGCGUUGAUUCCUGCAACGGCGAUUCCGGUGGACCGCUCACCGUCGAGGCCAACACACCGCAGCGGGAUCGGUUCGUCUACCUUGCGGGCGUCGUCUCGUUUGGGCGCGAGGAGUGCGGCGAGGCGGAGUUCUCCGGCGUCUACACAAGGAUCAGCAGCUACAUGGACUGGAUCGAGCAGACCAUACGAGCGAAUCGCAUUUAGUUCUUCCUUUGGGGACUCCCUCUAGCUUUCUAUAAAUAUUCUUCAUUUUAUUUUUAAUUUUAAUGCUUUUUUUUUUUUUUGUGCUGUAUUUAUCUGUGUAAUUCCGUGCGACGCGACGUCAUGGUGUCAUCGCUCACGUCACUGAUUUCCGCCGGGGCGUGCAAUUUGUCAAACAUGUUGUGUUGUCGGCCUCCCCAUAUCGGCCCGGUUCGGAUCGCAAUCUAGCCGUAGAUUAAAUUUCUUUGCUCA
Messenger RNA from Drosophila obscura, 1608 nucleotides. It is a transcript of the gene Ser7, whose product is annotated as serine protease easter. Bases 91 to 1359 code for a protein of 422 amino acids. The record is from RefSeq and is a predicted model, not a curated record. Gene Ontology annotation, molecular function: serine-type endopeptidase activity. The transcript is spliced from 3 exons. Gene Ontology annotation, biological process: proteolysis. NCBI's taxonomy places the organism in Eukaryota, Metazoa, Arthropoda, Insecta, Diptera, Drosophilidae.